Medioppia subpectinata is the source of this 2898-nucleotide messenger RNA. The record is from the annotation of a GenBank genome assembly. NCBI's taxonomy places the organism in Eukaryota, Metazoa, Arthropoda, Arachnida, Sarcoptiformes, Oppiidae.
AUGCUCUCAGUACCGACAGAAGCGAGUGCUUUCUUAGGGAUGGUAGCGAUUUGUAUGACCUGUUUGUUUGUUUUCUAUCUAUACUUAACGAAGAAGUUCUGCUUCAAUACGAUCGGAGGCUUUCCCUGUUGUGAUAAACCGUUAAAUAUAUCAAAGGAUAAAGCGUCCAAAGAUUUGGUGGACGCGUUUUCAUACGACGACGCUCUCGACUCGUCUACUGAUAGUGAAGACGAAUUGUUACAGAGAUUGAAACGAUCGGCGAGUAAUCAAAUCAAUAUCACCCGACAGUCAAGUAUCUCGAAGAAUGAGCCAUUGAUUUCAAGAGAAUUCAAACCAGAAUUGAGAUCUGAUAAGAGAUUCAAUACUGCGAGCACUUCCAGAGAUCUGAUAUCAUUGGCAGAAAAGGGUCGGAUAGGGAAGAACGGGUCGAGUGAGGGCUCGGGUUCGAGUGAAGCCGGAAGUGGUGACAAUGAGGACGAGUCUCGUCGGUCCAGGAGUUCGUUCGCGAAAGACAAAGCGCUGAACAAAUUAAACAAAUCCGAGACCUCCGAGAGCUCGAGUCCAAUCAAAUUUCGAGAUCACCACAAAUCACAAUACAAUACAGCCUUUGAAAAGUGCGAAUCAGACGCCCAGUCGUCCACUUCGCAGGACUUUUCCCAACACUUCUCACAAUCAGAGUCUCAUUCUGUGACAAAAUGCGGUUCUUUGGAAAUCAGUUAUGCCUUCGACGCGCCCACCAAAAAGCUUAUGGUCACUGUCUUUGAGGCCAAUAACAUCCCGUGCAAAGAGCGCGGCGGCGCUAAUCAGAUACACGUCAGACUCGUUUUGCUGCCACAGAAAAGGCAUAAACACAAGACUAAAAUCAAAUCGACUGGAAAUCCUAUUUUUAACGAAACAUUUACUUUCGCGCGAAUCAAUCCCGAAGAGGUCAUGGGUUUAGGCAUUAGGUUUAGGGUCUAUGGAACUGCUUUUGCUCGGAGGGAACAAUUGAUUGGCGAAAGUAUUAUAGUUUUCUCGUCUUCUAAGCCUCAACAACAAGAAACCCGACUCUGGCUGACUCUGGAGCCCCGAUCCUGUCUUGCCUCGGAUUCUCGAUCAGAAGUGUCGAGUUUGGCCCGAAGUGAUAGCACCGGUUCAGCGCAAUCCAUGCAAAGUACAAGCCUUCCAGAGAUGCUUUUGGGACUCGCAUAUAACGGCACUACGGGUAGACUCAAUGUCUCUGUCAUUAAAGGAAGUCAAUUCAGGACCAUUACAAUGACCAGAGCGCCGGACACUUACAUUAAACUAUCGCUCGUCUCAUCGAGUGGUCAGGAAAUUGCCAGAAGUAAGACAAGUGUUAGAAGAGGUCAACCGAAUCCACUUUUUAAGGAGACGUUCAUAUUUCAGAUAGCGUUGUUUCAGUUGCCGGACGUGACUCUUAUGAUAUCGGUGUACAACAAGAGGAGUAUGAAUAGGAAAGAGAUGAUCGGAUGGUUUUCAUUGGGAUUCAAUAGCAGUGGUGAUGAAGAGCUGUCGCAUUGGAAUGACAUGAGAGACAGUAAGGGAGAGCAGGUGUGUCGUUGGCACGUACUCCUCGAUUCCUGAACCCAUACACCCGUCCACUCCAUGUGAUGGACAGCUCUUUCUGAUUGAAUUCAUUGAUUGGAUUUGCACUCAAAAUGUGUUUCGCAUUAAACACUUUUAAUCCAUGUGUUUAUGCCAUUGAGAAUAUCCGCACAAACAAAAAACGGUUUUAACUGAAUCGCUAUAUUUGCAAAUCCCUGUUCACCUAAAUCUCAAUCUUUAAUAUAAUUAUUAUUGGGUCCAAACAAACAGUGGCUGUAGAUCAAGGGUGGGCUCACGUGUGUGUCCAUCACUUUGACAAACAGUAGGUAAUCAACUCCUUUCCAUCAAAAAUGCCUGAUUGCCAUCUAAUCCAUCGAUUGCUUACAAAACUAACAAUACUUUAUAUCAUCUAAUGAUUGCUUCGUUUCAUUUCUAAUUCAACUAAUUAUACAAACUUUAAUUACAUAACAGUUAGAAAUUCUAUCAUUUCUUUUCUCUUUCAAAUCAUUCAAAUCUCUAUUUCUUCGUUAUUUUCGACUCAAUAUAAAUUAGAAAUACAUUUUGUUUUUAAUACUUAUAGUCAGAAAAACAUAAUAUGAUUGAAAUUAAUAUCUAUCUGGAUUGAAACUAAUACUGCUGAACGUCUGGGUAAGCAAACUCCUCACAAGUGAGACAUGUCAGUAGAGAACAGAUUUGACAAUUUUUCCUAUAGUUAUAAUGUUAACAUCUCACUUAUUGUUAUACAAGCAGAAUAAUUCUUUAUUAAAACCUUUAUCAAAAUACUUUUAAGAUAAUUAAACGCCAUUUAAAGAAACCCUCACAAUAAGAAACAAUUUUAAUCUCCAAAUGAUCGUUUCUUACCGGGAAGUUCUACGGUAUUAAUUGAUAUGUUAUUCAAUACUCAGAAAAUACUUCGAUUUUUACUCAAGAAAACACAAUUUUAUUAAAUGUUGAAAAAUAAUAUGUUAUAAUUUUUUAUCAAACAUAAACUUAUAUUAUAAUUUAAAUAUAAUUAUUAUUAUAUACAUUAUAUAUAACUAUUUUUAACUGAUUUUAAUAUUAAUAUUAUUUUUAAGUUUAGGCUAUAGAAUCGGGCACUCGUUUUAUUGUAAUAUUUAAAAAUAUAGUUACAUUUAAAUUACAAUUAUAUUAUAACCGUUAAUGUGUUGGAAAUGAUUUGAAAAAAGAGAAGUUUAGGCCAAUGUUUUCUUGUCAACAAAAAUCACAGAUAAUUAUCAAACAUUUUUUCAAUUACAAACUUAUGUGCAAUAAUCCUAUUAAAUGCAGUUAUAAUACUAUUAAUAAAUCUCUUCAACCGAUAUAUUAUUUUAAGUCACAUUCAAAUACUGGGGA